AUGGAAGGACAACAACAACAAAUGCACCAAAUGAUCACCGACAUGGGUGAUCAGUUCCAAGCAGCCAUUAGGAACAUUCAAGCUCUGCAGGCAGCCCCUGCAGCCCCUGCAAUCCCUCCCCCUUGUACACACCAGAAUGACACUGAAGGCCGCAUGAUGGAAAGGUUUCUCAAAAUGCUGCCUCUCACUUUUGCUGGGAUCAACAAGGAUACUCUAUUGCCUGUCAAGUGGGUGAAAGAGAUGGAAAAAGCUUUUAAUUUCCUUAGUUGCAAUGAACAGCAGAAGCUUACUUGUGCUGGAUAUAGACUCCAGUAUGAAGCAGAGGCCUGGUGGGAAACCACUAAACCAAUCUUGCAAGCAGCUCACCCAGUUCUAACAUGGGAAAUAUUCAAGCAAGCUUUCUUUGGGAACUACUUCCCUACCAGUGUGAAGAGGAAGAAGGAAGUUGAAUUGGCUGAAUUGACACAAGGACCUAAGUCAGUGCUGGAGUACCAGCAGAAGUUUGAAGAACUGUUCUUCUUUGCUCCUCAUAUGGGCACUGAUGAAGCCAAGGCUCAGAAGUUUGAAGAUGGGUUGAGGCCGCAAAUAGCUUCAAUAAUGGCCACCAUACCAACCCAAGGAUACUCUGAAACUGUGCAAACUGCGAAGAAGGUAGAAGAUAAGCAGAGGGAUGCUUAUCAUGUUGGUCAGUCAACUGGCAAGCGGGCAGCCCCGUAUUAUGAUAGAGGAUUCAGUAAAUUCAGCAAGCCUUCUGGAUCUACUGCAUCACCAUCCUUCCCACAGAGAACUCAGUCCGAAUCGACAGUGUCUGGACUCGUGUAUGCUAAUCCCAACACCAAAGUGACUGAUGUGGUGACUCCAACAUUUGCAUCCACCUUCAAGUGCUUCACAUGUGGGUAA
This is a messenger RNA of Telopea speciosissima, 900 nucleotides long. RefSeq lists its product as uncharacterized. The record is from RefSeq and is a predicted model, not a curated record. Bases 1 to 900 code for a protein of 299 amino acids. The transcript has a single exon. Lineage: Eukaryota; Viridiplantae; Streptophyta; Magnoliopsida; Proteales; Proteaceae.